AUGUCUCCCAUCACCCAACCUGAGCAACAUGGAUCCACCGGCCCCUCGAGAGCCAGCAGGAUGUCGCCUGCGCGCCUUGCAAGGAAAAGACAGGCAGAUAGAGAGUCGCAAAAGGCAUCUCGCUUAAAGCAGAAAAACUACAUUGCACAUCUGGAGGCCUUGGUUAAGUCCUUGGAUGCCUCGGCGGGCUCCGACCCGGUCGAGCUGCUGAAACAGCAGGGUGCAGAAAAUGUCGAGAUCAAGAAGGCUCUGACAACUAUCUGCAAAAUCGCCCAGACGGCACUCGGGGUGGGCGCGGGCAACGGUCGUUCUUUGGAGACCUCUUCGCCCGACCCCAUGACCGAUCAAGGCGACAUCAAAGACAUGAAGCCUGACCGCCCUAAACUUCGAAAAAUCCAGCCUUCUCAGACCUCCAAAUUAGAUUACGAUGCGGAUAUUGUCAAAUCCAUGGGAGAAUCCGACACCGCAAUUCUUUCCGUCGCUGAAGCCCACCCGCAUGCCGCCAAUUUUCCUUCCAUGUUCACGGACGAUGAUACAAACUUGGGAGAGUUCAUUCACCAUGAUCUCCUAGACUUCCCAAUCCGAGAGCCUGCCGUGCAACAGACUUUGGAUACGUCAGAACUCCUCUGUACCAGAGACGCCUUGCCCAUGAGUCAACCGGGUGCUAGUUCCUGGGUGUUUCCGCCACUACCGGAGUCUUUGCCGUUGCGCACCCACCACCAGGAUACCGGGGGCCGGGACUGGGUAUCGACGGUAAACCUCCUAAUUGCACCUGUUGUGUUUCCACUUGAAACCCCAGACGAUGCACUGGAUGGAGACAUUCCGAUCUCUGCCGUGUUGCGUGGCUGGGAUGCAGUCGAAGCUCGGCGACCGCUGGAUCCUGGCUGGAAGGUUCUUCGAGAAAUUGAUCAAAAUAUCUUUAUCGGAUGCGGUAUCGCUGAAAGAUUGGCGGUCUUGCGGAUCAUGAGGUUGAUGUGCCACUAUAUGACGACUGCAGAACGUCGCCCAGAACUGCCUCCCUUUAUGCUGAAACGGCCCUGUCAGGAGCACAUCAAACAUCACCCAAUGAUUGACUAUCUCGUAUGGCCCGGCCUCCGCGAAAGAUUAAUUUUCUCGCAGCAAAAGUUCGCCGCGGACGCAGAUCGAUAUACCGAACUCUUCCGUGCCAACUUCCGCUUUCUGUGGCCAUUUGAACCCGAAGACAUCUAUUACAGGGACCCAGAAACAGGCCGUUAUGCAUUCUCCGAGCAGUUUAUCGGUCGGACGGAGGAUCUCUCCUGUUGGACAAUGCACAAUGACUAUUUUAUCGCCUUACCCGAGCUGCGUGGGGAUAUUCCUGGAUUCCCACAAGCUUCAAUCUACAGCUUGAGUCAACAGCCUUCGGCUGCACAGCAGUCUGUUCAGCGGAGACCUCCAACCAGGUCAGGAGACGGCGAUGAGCCCUCCCGCAGUGACAAGUGCUCGAUCGGCAUAGAUUUUCCUCAUGCCAUGUGGGGAAGAAUGUCACCAGUAUCUUAG
Messenger RNA from Cladophialophora psammophila CBS 110553, 1518 nucleotides. RefSeq lists its product as uncharacterized. NCBI's taxonomy places the organism in Eukaryota, Fungi, Ascomycota, Eurotiomycetes, Chaetothyriales, Herpotrichiellaceae. The transcript is spliced from 4 exons. The record is from RefSeq and is a predicted model, not a curated record. The coding region runs from base 1 to 1518 and encodes 505 amino acids.